AUGUCCGGACCUAGGGAGUCGGCUUUCCUGCCGACGAUCAAGUGUUCGUCAUGUGGCAUGCAGGUGGAAAUUUCCAUGAUGGGAGAACACGCGUGUCCUGGGCCUGGGCCUGCUGUCGAGCUAUCACCGCCUCCCGACAGCAACGCCAAGUUCCAAGAUCCGCCUCCCAGGUCAGCCGACCACAAGAUGUACAUGGCGCCAGGCCCGUUGACCCCAGUGAGCCAGUCUGGAGGUUCGCGGAGUGUCUCACCGGCGACGCCGUCCAGACCGUCCUUUGCCGACCAAGCAAGAGACUUCUUCUCAUUUGGCGGUGCUAAAGCGGACGGGCCCGCGCAGGCACCCAAUAAACUCGACGUUAAUGGCCAUCGCAGCUCGAAAAGCGUGGCCGCUGUGACAUCCACACCAGCUUCCACCAAACCCCUUGGUUUCAUGGAACGCAUGAACACCAUUGCCCCUGGGCCGUUCGAUGCUACCCAGCGACCUUCAACGUCCCACGGGGCCUUCCCGGCAAAGAAGGAUUCGACCUCUCGAUUCGAUAUGCCUGUAUCGGCAGAGCCCGGGCCUAUGAAUGAGCGACCAGGAACGAGCAGCUCCAGUUUGUCAUCUGGAAGCAGUGGCGUCCCAUCCACCCCGCAACAGCCCCGGAGGAACAAUUACGAAGGAUUUGGUCCACCAUCGGGGCGCGGGCUGGAUCCCAACGGCAUGGCGCCGCCGAUGAGAGCUGAGACCUUCCCAAGACCAUCGCCGGGCGUUGGCGAAACCCCCCGACGACCAUCGUAUGCGAGUCCGAGAUCCGGUGCGUUGGCUUCCGGGGCGGCCCCCGAAGGCGAGCGACGACCAUCACUGGCUCCCGACACGUCGAGAAAACCUCCGCCGCGCAAGAGCCUCAUCCCCCAGCACUUACCGACGGCCUCCCUCAACUUGGCCGCCGAAUUCGGUGCCAGUAACCCCUAUCACAACUCUACAGACUCUGCCUCUUCAGGCUACUCGACGUUUAGCAACCAAAGUCAGGGGACCGCGCAGACCAGCCCGGCAAGGUCCGAGGUGCGCAACAGCAUACCGGAUGCGCUCAGGGUAAGGUCGCAGGACAAGCCGCGGCCAUCCAAUCUCCGACUCGACCCGGCAGCGGAGAUCGCCCCGCCCGCUCGAUCCCCUGUGCCGCGAUCGCCGUAUCUCAUUCCGGACGGAGAUGAGGAACGCGAUGAUCCGGCUAUCCAGUCUGGCCUGGGCCAGCAGCCGUUUAAGCCAUACAGAGCUUUUAGCCCAGCCCCUGCACCGAGCCAGGAACCCACGCCUGAGCCAGAGCUGGAAUUGGGACCCAAGAACGAAAGCUCUCCUAAACAGCCUUCUCCCAGACAAUCUGCCCCUAAACAGUCACCUCCCAGGCAGUCUCUUCCCAGGCAGUCUCCUCCCAGGGAGCCAACUCCCGUGCAAUCUCCUCCUAGGCGAUCCCAGCCCGCACCAGCGGUGUCGCCUCCCAGACAAUCACCUCCCAGACAGUCCCAGCCUGCACCAGCGGUUUCGCCUCCUAGACAAUCGCCCCCAAGGCAAUCCCAGCCUGCACCGCGGGAAUCUCCCCGAAAGGUAUCCGAAGACCGGAAGGGGUCUAAGGAUCUCAAAGUUUCGUCUCGUGGCGACUGCAAAGCCUGCGGACAACCCAUUACCGGCAAGAGUGUCUCGUCGGCUGAUGGCAGAUUGACUGGAAGAUACCACAAGGCCUGCUUCGUCUGUGCCACAUGCGCGAACCCGUUCACCUCGGCAGAGUUUUACGUCCUGAACGACAAGCCAUACUGCGAGCAGCACUAUCACAAGCUCAACGGCAGCCUGUGCGGAAGCUGUGGACGCGGUAUCGAGGGGCAAUUCCUCGAGGAUGAGUCUCGAACCAAGCACCACCUGGAUUGCUUCUGCUGCCAGGACUGCCGCCGGCCGCUUGCAGAUGGCUAUUUUGAGGUCGAUGGCAAGGCCUAUUGCGAGCGAGAUGCCCUGAGGAGAACUCAGCCGCCACCGCCACCCAACCCCUACCCUCGGGGACCGAUGCGAGGCGGCUACGGAGGCCCUGGAGGUCCUGGUCCACGACCGGGCUACGGCCCUCCUGGACGCAUGGGACCGGGAGGCCCAGGAGGUCCGGGACCUCGACCGGGCUACGGUCCUCCUGGCCUACCCAGAGGACCUGGUCCGUAUGGUGGACCGCGACCGGACCGUCUCGGUCCCGGCAUGGGCCCCGGCAUGGGCCCUGGCAUGGGCCCUGGCAUGAUGGGCCCUGGUAUGAUGGGACCCGGCCUCGGUCCACGACCCAAGAUGAACAAGAGGAUGACACGAUUGGGCAUGAUGUAA
Trichoderma citrinoviride is the source of this 2334-nucleotide messenger RNA. RefSeq lists its product as hypothetical. The record is from RefSeq and is a predicted model, not a curated record. Gene Ontology annotation, cellular component: cytoplasm. NCBI's taxonomy places the organism in Eukaryota, Fungi, Ascomycota, Sordariomycetes, Hypocreales, Hypocreaceae. The coding region runs from base 1 to 2334 and encodes 777 amino acids. Gene Ontology annotation, biological process: actin cytoskeleton organization. The transcript is spliced from 3 exons.